Molecule: messenger RNA, 639 nt
Organism: Pyrus x bretschneideri (Chinese white pear)
Lineage: Eukaryota; Viridiplantae; Streptophyta; Magnoliopsida; Rosales; Rosaceae
Product: cysteine-rich and transmembrane domain-containing protein WIH2-like
Exons: 3
Coding region: 171-440 (89 amino acids)
Cellular component (GO): plasma membrane
Source: RefSeq, a predicted model, not a curated record
CACAUUAAAUAACUUCUCUCUACUUAUUCCAGAAGCAAAAGGAGCAACCACCCAAAAAAAAAAAAAAAAAACCAAAAGAGAAAGAGGACUUGAGAUAUUUUCUGGGUUUUUUCUUUCUUCCGACAUUUUAAUUUGUUAGCUAUUGCAAUCCAUCAAGAACACCGCCAACAAUGAGCUACUACAACCAGCAGCAGCCCCCAGUUGGCGUUCCUCCACCUCAAGGUUAUCCACCGGAAGGAUAUCCCAAAGACGCUUAUCCGCCGCCGGGGUAUCCACAGCAGGGAUACCCUCCACCUCAGGGGUACCCCCAAGGGUACCCUCCUCCCUACGCCCCUCGGUACGCCCAGCCUCCCCCUCAACAACAGAACAACACCAAUGGCCUCAUGGAGGGCUGUUUGGCUGCUCUGUGUUGUUGCUGUCUGCUAGAGGCUUGCUUUUGAAUGGAGUUUUGGAUCAAAACUACGAAGUGAAUCUGAAGUCCAUUUAUUUGGAUUGUGAACAAUAUUUGAUUCCCUGAUUUGGGCUGUCAAAUUUUUCUAUCUGUUACAUUGUGUAGUUUUUGUUUUUACCUUUUGGAUUGUGAACAAAAUUUAAUUCUCUGAUUUUCAUAAAUAAUAUGAACUUGUGCUUGAAAUGUUA